Molecule: messenger RNA, 1909 nt
Organism: Salvia miltiorrhiza (redroot sage)
Lineage: Eukaryota; Viridiplantae; Streptophyta; Magnoliopsida; Lamiales; Lamiaceae
Product: NAC domain-containing protein 17-like
Exons: 3
Coding region: 142-1830 (562 amino acids)
Biological process (GO): regulation of DNA-templated transcription
Molecular function (GO): DNA binding
Source: RefSeq, a predicted model, not a curated record
GUAUAUAUCUCCAAAUUUGACCAAAUCGGCAUCUCUCUCCUUAUAUACUUGUCCACCACGCUUCUUCACUCUUUUCUUACCCUUCUCCCAAAACCACUCUCAAAAACCCAAAACCUUGUCCCAUUCUCCCUCGCCUCGGUGAUGAUGCUGGAUUCCGAUUUCCUCGUCAGCGGGAAGAGAUUCCCUCCGGGGUUCAGAUUCCACCCCACCGACGAGGAGCUCGUGCUUUACUAUCUCAAGAGGAAGAUUUGCUGUAAACGACACCGUCUCGACGUCGUCACUGAGAUCGAUGUUUACAAGUGGGACCCCGAGGAUUUGCCUGGGAUGUCGAAACUACAAACUGGUGACAGACAAUGGUUCUUCUUCAGUCCUAGAGAUCGGAAAUAUCCAAAGGGAGGGAGGUCCAAUAGGGCGACCGGGCAUGGUUAUUGGAAGGUAACUGGGAAGGACCGUGUCAUCUCAUAUGGUUCUCGUGUUGUUGGGACAAAGAAGACUCUGGUGUUCUAUAGAGGUCGUGCCCCUAAAGGAGAACGCACGGAUUGGGUGAUGCAUGAAUAUACCAUGGACGAGGAGGAGUUUAAAAGAUGCCAGGAUGCUAAGGGAUACUAUGCACUCUACAAGGUGUACAAGAAAAGUGGGCCUGGUCCGAAAAAUGGUGAGCAGUAUGGUGCGCCGUUUAGGGAAGAGGAGUGGGACGAGGAUCUUGAAGUUCAGUGUCCCCUUGAGCCAGAUAAACCAAUAAAGCAAGCUCACGAAACCAUGCCUGUCGAUAAUACUAAAACCGUUGAUUGUCAGCAUCCGUCCUCAUUAGAUGAGCUUGAGGAAGUAUUGAACCGAAUAGCAACUGAGCCCGACUCUGUUCAGCCACCGAUUGUUGAUCGCGAGUAUGCUCUGGAUCAGUUUCUUGGUGAGGAGACCGAGAGUACAUUAAUUCACCAUUCUUUUGUUGAUGUGUCUGUACCAGUGGUUCAUCCAGCUCAUUGUGACCUUUCAGAGACAACUCAAUUACAGUCACAAGUGGCGCCUGAUCCCUCCUCUGCCACAUUCGUCAAUAUGGAAGAUCCUAAUGUGACUGAGGAGGACUUCCUCAAAGAUUACCUUGAAAUGGAUGAUCUAGAUUCAGAUCCGAAUGUACGAAGUCAUGAUAACUGGGGGAAUUAUUUUGGGAGCCUGCAGUUUGAGGAUUUUGAUGGUUUGGACAAUCUGUAUGAAGAUGCUUCUUCUUUCCUUUCUGAGCCUGUUGAACCCUGGCAGGCUCCUCAGUCAUCCGUGGAUAACUUUGACAAUGGAGUCAUGGACCCGAGUUCAAGCUCAUAUAUGAAUAGGUUUGACAACACAACUCAAAAUUAUUUAAUGCGGCAAGAAGCUAACAAUUUAGAUGGAGCGAGCUCUCAGCUGUGGAGGUGUGAGCCAAGUUACAGUGUAGUGUCCACAUCUAAAGUUAAUCAGGACUUCAAUGCAUCAUCAACUUCAGGUGCUCCGUAUCAAAACCAAAACAACGGUUUUGUAAAUGGAGGAAACAAAAAUGGGAGGGGCAAGCAGGAUGAUGAUACAGACACAUGGUUCUCCUCUGCCGUUUGGUCCUUCUUGGAGUCUAUACCGACGAGCCCGGCUUCAGCUUCUGAAGGUCCUUGGGUAAAUGGGGCGUGUGAACCCACACAAAUGUGUAGCUUAAGUCGGGUAAGAGUUGAUGUCAGAAACACUGCAACUUCAAGAAAAAUUGGCAAAUCUAGCUUUGGUUUCUUAUGUUUUUCUAUACUUGGAGUAAUCUGUGCUAUUCUAUGGCUACUGACUGGAAUCUCAAAGAGGGUUAUUGGUUUGUGUUCAUAGCUCUCGUAGAAUAUGUAAAUAGAACUUUGCCUCAUUGAUUUGCUGAAAAUCUUUGGUAAAUCAAAAGCAGUUUUGAAAA